AUGCUCUCCGUCGUGAAAGGACUAACGUUUCCGCCUUCGAGGCUGGGCCCAGCUCCCACCACCGGAAACACCAUCCGCCACUUUGUACCCCAAGUUGGGCAGGUUUUACUCAUUACCGACACUCCAGCGUCUUCAGCUCAAUUCUUGGUUCAAGCCGUUUUGCAAUCGCAGCUCAAGCGCGAAGGAGAAGCUUCUGCAAAUACGAGAGCCUGUGUGCUCGUCUCCGUAGACCACGAUUUCGCACACAUCAGUGCCGUAGCAGCUCGUUCGAACCUAAAUCUCUCUCAUUGUAUCCGUGACAGGACUCUUGUCUAUGUCGAUGCGCUUACACAGGCGCCUCAGCCGCUAGGUGAUCUCGCGGACGGUGUGAGCGCGCCAGACGAUCGCCAUACCACUGCGGGGAUUGUCACCUGUCCGCCUCUGGCAACAUCCUUGCGACCUCUGUACGACGUCAUCCAGCAGGCACUGGAACAAUUAUCGCCGAGUGCUACCGGGAAAUUGUUGAUCCUAAGUGAUGUAUCUUCGCUAGAAUGGAUCGGUAUUCCGGCAACAGAGAAUAAAAGUGGGGUAGUCAUCCUGUAUCAUUCCCCUUCACGAGAUCUUCCGAUCGAGUCCGACGUUUUCAGGAAUCUUCUUACAGGUUGUGAUGUUCAUGCCGAGGUUCGUGAGCUGAGCAGCGGUCUUAGCAGCGCCGUCAGCGGAGAGGUCGCACUCCAUCCUGGAUUUACGGCACCGGAUCCGCAUUUUGUACCUAUCCCACGCGAGCGGGCGUUGCAGUACCGCCUGACAGAUGCGGGCGUCAUCUGGUUUGAUCGUGGAACUAGUGCUGGUGUCUUAUGA
Molecule: messenger RNA, 840 nt
Organism: Rhizoctonia solani
Lineage: Eukaryota; Fungi; Basidiomycota; Agaricomycetes; Cantharellales; Ceratobasidiaceae
Exons: 4
Coding region: 1-840 (279 amino acids)
Biological process (GO): tRNA wobble uridine modification
Cellular component (GO): elongator holoenzyme complex
Source: RefSeq, a predicted model, not a curated record